CCCCGCGGGCUGCCGGCGCGGGACGUGCCGCGGCUCCGGGAGCGGCUCCAGCACCGCGGCUCUGCGGGACCCUCCGCACAGUGCCGGGCCGUGCCAAGCCGUGCCGGGCCGCCCCGCGUGGGCGGGCUGCGCGACUCUAUAAGGCGGCCCCACGGCAGCGAGCGGCGCGGUGCCAUGUGCGCCCCGGGGCUGCUCUGCCGCCUCCGCCUCCUCCUCCUCCUUCUCCUCCUCCCGCUGGCAGUCGCCCCCGGAGCGGCCCCGCCGGGACGGCCCCGCGCCCGCCGCGGGCUCACCUACCCCGGGACACUGUGGUGCGGCGCGGGCAGCAACGCGGAUACCUACGAAGAGUUGGGGGAGCACCGGGACACAGACCGGUGCUGCCGGGACCAUGACCACUGCCAGCACGUCAUCCACCCCUUCACCGCGCGCUAUGGGUACCGCAACCUGCGCUGGCACACCAUCAGCCACUGCGACUGCGACCGCAGGCUGAAGGAGUGCCUGCGGCGGGUGAACGACACGGCCUCCCGGGCGGUGGGCCAGGCCUUCUUCAACGUCAUCCAGGUGCCCUGCUUCGAGUUCACCUACAAGGAGGAGUGUGUGGAACCCUACCUCUACGUCUGGUGCAAGGCGUACAACACGGUGGCCGUCGCGGUGCCCAGGGAGCCACUGGGGCUGUACGAGUUUGGUGGGGAGCUCAUCGACCGGGCAGCGAGGCCCAGGGGGGUCCCUCUGAGCCCCCCUUGGAACAGCGUGGGUGGAGGAACCCUCCCUGAAGACCAUCACACUGAGACAGCCCUCAAGUCAGCCAAGAAAGAGAGGAAGGGGAAGAAGAAAGACAAGAAAAAGAAAGGAAAAGGUCUGAAAAAGAAAGGCUCUUCUGAAAAGGGGGCGCAGAGCCGUCCUGCACCUGCUGCCCCCGCUGAUCCCUCUGUGGGCCACGACCCCUGGGCUCUGCUGCCACCCUGGGAGGAAGCAUCCAACACCAUCCUGAGUGAUGCCCCAGUGCAGAAGGGCUUAGGCAGGGAGCCAACUCCGGCCACUCCAUCCCCGGUCCCUACUGCCAGCGGGAAGGGGAGGAGGAAAGAGAGGAACAGAAAGAAGAGGCUGAAAAGCAAAGCUGAGUCCAAGCCCACACGAGAGUCCUGAGCCCCCUUGUCCCGUGCGGGUCUUGGCUGUGAAAUAAAGUUACAUCUGCUCGAGCA
Messenger RNA from Pseudopipra pipra, 1202 nucleotides. RefSeq names its product protein interacting with cyclin A1 (gene PROCA1). The record is from RefSeq and is a predicted model, not a curated record. NCBI's taxonomy places the organism in Eukaryota, Metazoa, Chordata, Aves, Passeriformes, Pipridae. Gene Ontology annotation, molecular function: A2-type glycerophospholipase activity. Gene Ontology annotation, biological process: phospholipid metabolic process; arachidonate secretion. The transcript is spliced from 3 exons. The coding region runs from base 175 to 1146 and encodes 323 amino acids.